Messenger RNA from Rhizophagus irregularis DAOM 181602=DAOM 197198, 1695 nucleotides. RefSeq lists its product as uncharacterized. Gene Ontology annotation, cellular component: calcineurin complex; cytoplasm. Gene Ontology annotation, molecular function: calmodulin binding; calmodulin-dependent protein phosphatase activity. The record is from RefSeq and is a predicted model, not a curated record. NCBI's taxonomy places the organism in Eukaryota, Fungi, Glomeromycota, Glomeromycetes, Glomerales, Glomeraceae. Gene Ontology annotation, biological process: fungal-type cell wall organization; calcineurin-mediated signaling.
AUGUCGGACGCAAAUAAUGAAACUCCCUCCCUCCCUAAGGACAUCGAUACUUAUCUCAGGAAAUUAGAAGAGACCAAAGUGCCUGUCCCUGACAUUGAUUUUACAGUUCAUGAAAUGGAUGAUGGUAGCAAGGUUUCAACCUUGGAUCGAUAUUGUAAAGACGUUCAGGCACCCGCUGUUCAGAUACCUACAUCUGAUGAAUUCUUUUCAAAGGAAGACCCAGAAAAACCAGAUAUCGCGUUUUUAAAGAAUCAUUUUAUUCGCGAAGGAAGAAUUUCAGAAGAACAAGCUUUAUACAUUAUUAGUAAGGGUACUGAAAUAUUAAAACAAGAACCAAAUCUAUUGGAAGUGGAUGCUCCUAUAACAGUAUGUGGUGAUAUCCAUGGACAAUAUUAUGAUUUAAUGAAAUUGUUCGAAGUGGGCGGUAAUCCUGCUGAAACUCGCUACCUCUUUCUCGGUGAUUAUGUUGAUAGAGGUUAUUUCUCCAUUGAAUGUGUUCUUUAUUUGUGGGCAUUAAAAAUAUGGUAUCCCAAUACACUAUUUUUAUUACGUGGCAAUCAUGAAUGUCGUCAUCUUACGGACUAUUUCACAUUUAAGUUGGAAUGCAAACAUAAAUAUACUGAAAAAGUAUAUGAUGCUUGUAUGGAAUCUUUCUGCGCACUUCCACUCGCUGCAAUAAUGAACAAACAAUUCUUGUGCAUUCAUGGUGGUUUGUCACCUGAAUUGAAUACUUUGGAGGAUUUGCGCAGUAUUAAUCGAUUCAGAGAACCUCCAACGCAUGGUUUAAUGUGCGAUUUAUUAUGGGCUGAUCCCUUAGAAGAAUUUGGGCAAGAAAAGACAAAUGAAUGCUUUGUACAUAAUCACGUUCGAGGAUGUUCGUAUUUUUUCAGUUAUCACGCGGCCUGCAACUUUUUGGAAAAAAAUGGAUUGUUAUCUAUUAUUCGUGCGCAUGAAGCUCAAGAUGCUGGUUAUCGAAUGUAUCGAAAGACAAAGACAACCGGCUUUCCUUCAGUAAUGACAAUCUUUUCUGCUCCUAAUUAUUUGGACGUAUAUAAUAACAAAGCGGCCGUAUUGAAGUAUGAAAAUAAUGUCAUGAAUAUUCGUCAAUUCAAUUGUACACCUCAUCCUUAUUGGUUACCAAAUUUUAUGGACGUGUUUACUUGGUCUCUCCCUUUUGUUGGCGAAAAAAUUACGGAUAUGCUUCUUGUAAUCUUAAAUAUUUGUAGCAAGGAAGAAUUAGAAGAUGAUGAACUUUUAUCAUCGGGAACUAAAUCACCAGAAACACCAACAGAUGGUUCGGAGAGGCGCCAAGUAAUCAAAAAUAAGAUUUUGGCAGUUGGCAAAAUGGCUAGAGUAUUCUCUGUCCUUAGGGAAGAGUCGGAACGUGUUAUGGAGUUAAAGAAUGUAACAGGUACUGGAAAAUUACCAUAUGGCACUCUGGCUUUGGGAGCUGAAGGAAUCAAAAAAGCUAUCACUUCGUUUGAGGAAGCACGUCGAUCAGAUAUUGAAAAUGAACGGUUGCCACCAACUCGACAAGAAGCCGAUGCAGUAGAACAUGCAAAAACUAAAAAGGCAAUUGAUGCCGCUAUUGAAGAAGCAAAUCAUGAUCCAGGAUUGGCGGAAGUUGCAGAGAUCUUUGUUAAAGAAGAUGAAAAAAGAAGAAGUUUAAAAGAAGCUGCAGUUAUUGCUAGCUAG